AUGGGCAACGCAUUCGCGGAGAAUUCCAAUGCCGCCAGCCGCAGCAACACCACAUCCCAAAUCCUCCCAGUACCCAACGCAACCACACCAUACUGGCGAACAGAACUGCACGCAAUCGACGAGCAUCGUUCGACCCCAGACUUACCAUCAUCAUGCGACAUAGCAAUCAUCGGCGCCGGCAUGUCAGGCGUUGCGACAGCUUACCACAUAGUUCAAGCCGCGCGCGACGCGAACAAACAGAUCCCCUCUAUCGCAAUUCUCGAAGCCCGACAAGUCUGCUCUGGCGCCACGGGACGUAAUGGAGGCCAUUCGAAGAUCAAAGCUACGACGGCCAUGGAGCAAAUUCGGAGUGCGCCUAUCGAGAUGUUAAAGGAAGUGUGGGAGCAUGUGCGCGAGCAGCCCUAUGCUUUGAAGAAAGUGGUCGAGGCGGAGGGGUUGGAAUGUGAAUUCGAGUUGCGGAGGACGAUUGACGCUAUUUUAAGAGAGGAGGAUGCGGGGGAAAAGAAGCGUGAGUUCUUGGAGUGUUUGGAGAAGGGGUAUCGUUGGACUCGCGACACGAGUAUGGUUGAGGAGAAGAAUGCUGAGCAAAUCACCUCCCUGCACAACGCAAAACUAGCCUUCACCGGUCUCGCGUGCUCCUUUUGGCCAUACAAACUCGUCUCCCAGCUGCUCUCUCGCCUGGUAUCUCGCAACCACGUCAACCUCCAAACCAACACACCAGUCACCGCUGUAACGGAGUCCCCGGAAGGCCUCAACAUCCUGCACACCGCCCGAGGCCUGCUGAAAGCUAAGAAAGUCGUCUUCGCAACCAACGCCUACAGCGCCGGAAUCCUGCCCUCGUACGAAGGAAAAAUCGUCCCGACUCGUGCAACGGCAACUCACAUCACCCCGAAGAAACCCAUCUCCCCGCAUCUGUCGCACACAUACAACAUCAACCAUGCUGUCCCCUCCACCGGUCCGGAGCGAUGCGACUAUCUGAACCCCCGACCCGAUGGAUCGAUAGUCGUCGGCGGGGCCCAAUGGACUUACUCCAAGGACCGAAGCAAAUGGUACAACAUCUGGGACGACUCGAGCAUCAUCGACGAAGCGCGGCCUUAUUUCGAAGGGUACAUGCAGCGGUACUUCAAAGGUUGGGAGGAUAGUGGUGCUGAGCUCGACUCCAUUUGGACGGGCAUCAUUGGGACGACGGCGGAUGGGCGGCCGCAUAUUGGGGAGGUGCCGGGGUCGAAGGGACGGCGGUAUAUUAUUGCUGGGUUUAAUGGGGGUGGGAUGGCGAUUAUUCUUACUUCCACGAAGGGAUUGGCGAGGAUGAUCGUCGAGGGGGUCUCAUUUGAGGAGGUGGGACUGCCGCGGUUGUUUAAGACGACGGAGGAGCGGUUGAGAUAG
This is a messenger RNA of Neohortaea acidophila, 1386 nucleotides long. Its product is annotated as FAD dependent oxidoreductase. The record is from RefSeq and is a predicted model, not a curated record. Gene Ontology annotation, molecular function: oxidoreductase activity. The coding region runs from base 1 to 1386 and encodes 461 amino acids. Gene Ontology annotation, cellular component: cytoplasm. NCBI's taxonomy places the organism in Eukaryota, Fungi, Ascomycota, Dothideomycetes, Mycosphaerellales, Teratosphaeriaceae. The transcript is spliced from 2 exons.